UUGACCUUACCACAAAGAGACCAUCCGCCACUUGGCCGACAAUGGCAUUUGACAUGUAAGGUGCGCCAGAGGAACCAUACCGCCACUUGGCCGCAUAUGAUUCAUGAACGCGCAGCUCGCGGCUUCCAUCGCCACUUGGCCGCAGGAAGUGACGGAGCUGAGACGCCCGAAGGUCGUCGAACGUCAGAAAAAAAAAUUUUCACCGCACCAUUUUCAUACGUUCCUGUGUAA
Messenger RNA from Paraglomus brasilianum, 231 nucleotides. The record is from the annotation of a GenBank genome assembly. Lineage: Eukaryota; Fungi; Glomeromycota; Glomeromycetes; Paraglomerales; Paraglomeraceae.